GCGAUUAAAUAUUCUAAUUAGUUAACAGCCCUAAUAUUCACAGGUGAACUGAGGUAAGAAUACAAAAGAAGUAACAGCAAGGUCAAAGACUAUAAUCAUGUUGACAUUAAUGGGACAGAUUUGUGUGUCCUGUGUUUGCUCAGUGUCUAUCUGAACUUGUGCUUGCAGUAAAUGAUUUAUGGAGGGAGGAGAAAGGGUGUAGGGGAGGAACAAUUUACAUGACCCACUAUUUCCUCCAGUUCUCUUUUUUUUUAUGUUUCUUUGAUUGCCAAUUGUUGAAGACUUAAAAAACUGGAGAAAGAAUGUCUCACUGGUACAUGAAGCAACAAGGCAGGCGUUUGUAGAAUAUGGGGCUCAGAUGUAACUGAGGAAAUCACAGCAACACUUCACAGAGAAAACAUUGGAUUUUAUGUGAAACUACAAUCUUCUUUACUUACCAAUGGCAUCAUUUCUAUUGGAAUAUUUGUUCUGUUUGUUCCCGUCGCUGCUACUUCUGCUGCUUUCUCUGGCUCUGCGCUGGCCCAUGGUACGUUGUUGGACGAGGCUGGCUGUCAGGGCUGCAGGCUGGAGACUCUGGGUCAUUAUCUGCCUGAUCCUGGAGCUGCCACUAGACAGGAAUAUAAGAGCACGGACCGAGGAGACUGGAUCACCAGGAACAGAUAUUUCGUCUGGGUCAGGUCAGGCCUCAGAUGGUCCCAGGUUCAUCUGCAAACCCACUGCGCUGGCCAAAUAUCUGCUCCGGCACUGCGGCUCUCUGGCCAGGCCGAGACUGGCCUACUGGCCCAGGGGAGAUCCCCACCUCCAGACUCUGUCCAGCCUGCUGUGUGGACAACAUGGAGACACAUUACAGUUCACUAGAGACAAUCUCUUACUGAGAGACGGGGGGAUUGUGGCUCUGGACUGGGCGGUGGGAACAAGACUGGGUGAGGUGGUCGGGAGGAAGAGGUGGGAGGGGAGGAAGGAGCAUCAGUCAGGAGGAAAGGCGCUAGGCUGCUUCACCGCGACGCCUCCUGUCCUCCUCCUCAUCACUGAGUCCUGGGGAGGGAUGACCCCCCACCUAAAUGUGCUGUGCCAUCAGGCCGUGUGUCAGGGCUUUAAUGUGGUGGUAUUUCAUGCUCGAGGCACAGCGGGGUGCCCACUGACCACAGCGCGACUGACUGAGUUUGGAGACCCAGCUGAUCUUGAACAGGCGGUGGCUUAUGUCCACAGCCGCCACCCAUCCUCUGUCAUGGUUGCAGUGAGUGAGGGUUCAGGCUCUGGGAUUCUUCUUUCCUACUUGGGAGAGUGUGGAUCGAGUUCACACCUGACAGCAGCUGCAGCCGUCUCACCUGUGCUCCAGGGACAACUGUGGUUUGAAACCACCAUGCCCCCCAUUUAUUGCUGGGGGGUGUUGCACCAUCGGCAACUGCAGCUCAGGAGGUAUGCAAGUUCCUUCAGAGGAGUCCUGGAUGUGGACCGGGCCCUCAGCUGUUCCUCCCUCAGAGACUUUGAGGAAACUCUCUCCUGCUCUUCAGCCCAGCCUCAGCAGAAGGCUCCCAGACCUCUAAUAAGCUCUCUAAACUCUGGAUUGAGGUCAGGAUCUCAUUCCCCACGGGGCCUGGCACCCUCAGUGGCCUGGGCACUGGGAGAGAGGGCGUACCCAGCCAAGGACUGGGACAACUACUGGGAGAGGAACGAGCCACUGAGAGACGCAGAUGAGGUGGCGAUCCCUGUGCUCUGCAUCCGCAGCCGUGACGAUCCCCUCCUCCCGCCUGCCUCCACGUUGCCCCUUCACCUUUUCCAGAGCAAUCCUCAUUUCCUUCUGGUGCUGACGGACAGAGGAGGGCACUGUGGGUUCACUCUGGAGCGCCGAGAAGAGAUGGAGGGAGGGGGGACUGGAAACGAGGUGGAGGAGGAAGGUAACUGGAGUAAUAUUGUGGUUCUGGAGUACUUCAGAGUGGUGUCUGAUUUCCUUAAAGGGGAAGAGAGGGAUGGGGUGAGCCUGGAUAGUCCACUAGGAGAAUAUAGUGUAGGGCAGAAGAGCAGGACCAGCAACAUGGCUGCCUCUCGCAGGAGGAGAGCCAACAUGAUGAGGAGACAAAGACUGCAGGUGCCUGAAGAGAGCAGCGCGGAUGCAGAGGAAGAGAACUUCACCUGGAAGAGGUCGUACACACGAUGAGGAGGAAGAAGAUGAGAUCUGCAGAGAGACACUUUGGACAAUAUUUGGGUUUUUUCCUUCUCAAGUUACAUCUGUAGCUGGAUGAAAGCACAGUCCUACAAACAACUGGAAAAGAAAGCUGAUGGAAACAAAAACAUUUUUUUUACAGAGCAAAAUUAGUAAAAAAAAUCAAGAGGACUAAUGAUCUUUGGUUAAGACAAACAAAAUCACUCAGAACAUGGCUUUACUCGUUUGAAACUCCAACAAUAAUUCUUUGGAAAACAAAAAUGUGUUACUUACUACAGCAACAACUUUUCAGGCAAUGUUGCUCCUACAAAAGAGGUUAAAAAGAGAGGUUAUGCAAAUUAAACAAGCAGUUUGAGGUUAAACACAAUUCAAAGAGUUGCACUGUAUCAAUUAAAAAUUGUAAUAUAAUGACAAUGAUAGUGAACAGUGUAAAAGAAUUCAAAUAUUUAGGUUAAGUUAAAGUUUUUUUUUGCUCCUCACACACAAAGUCACAAUGGGACAAAGAAAUAUUAAAAUUACUUUAUUACAGAUGAUUCUUUAUCCAGUAGCCCUCUUCCAACAAAAAAUAGUAAUUACAAACAAAAUAUUACAUUUAUCCCCUAAACUUUGUUUCUCAAUUUCUUUUAUACAUUUUUAAAUCACUUUGUCAUCUGUAAGGAAUAGCUUUUCUCUUCUGCUAUGCAACAUUCAGCUUUUUGCACAAUCUAUACAAUUUAAUACAGUUUAAUACAGGUCUCUGGACUACGGAGAAUAAAACAGCAAGAUCCACCAAAUGACAGGAGAGAUAAAGGGAAUACUGAUAAACAGACUGUACAGAGACGUAACCCUGCCUCCCGCCGACUUUCAGCCAAUCAGCAGCACCGAAGGGGAUCACAGUAGACUCUUUGAUCUGGUCAAUCACUUGUGCAAUCAGUGCAACUGAUCCAGUUCAGAGUGACCGAGGUCUAAAGCUAGACUCUGCCCCCGACUGCCUCGCUUAACACCUGGGAGUUCUAGUAAACACAAGUCUAAAAACCUGCCACUCGUUUGGCCCUCUGCAGACAUCAUCUGGGAAAUAAAAUGACCCUUUCUGGCAUAAAAAGGAAAUAAAAUACUAUAGAAGUGGAAAAAGGGGUUGAUAAAAGAUGUUG
Messenger RNA from Sebastes umbrosus (honeycomb rockfish), 3294 nucleotides. Its product is annotated as protein ABHD15. Gene Ontology annotation, molecular function: monoacylglycerol lipase activity; short-chain carboxylesterase activity. The transcript is spliced from 3 exons. The coding region runs from base 440 to 2158 and encodes 572 amino acids. Lineage: Eukaryota; Metazoa; Chordata; Actinopteri; Perciformes; Sebastidae. The record is from RefSeq and is a predicted model, not a curated record.